This is a messenger RNA of Venturia canescens, 4710 nucleotides long. RefSeq lists its product as uncharacterized. NCBI's taxonomy places the organism in Eukaryota, Metazoa, Arthropoda, Insecta, Hymenoptera, Ichneumonidae. Bases 283 to 4170 code for a protein of 1295 amino acids. The record is from RefSeq and is a predicted model, not a curated record. The transcript has 9 exons.
GCUCGAGACACGAGCGCGCUGAGCGAGGAGAGAGCCUCUCUCGGGCGCCUCGCGAUCGUUUCCCCGAUAUCGUGUGUCACAACAAAAAUAACCUUAGACUUUUCUUUCGCCCAGCCACUGUAUAAUUCGUUCCCACGUUGCCAGACGCUCAAGCAACAUGGUGACUCUUUGUUUUCCGCGUAAAAAUCUCUCGUCCCUUGUGAAUUUAUGACUGAGCAAAAAAACCAGUGAGCAUCGAAGUGCGCGUGUGUACUUUCUUGAAAAUGAUCGAGAUUCGUUAUUAUGGGUAGAGCUUUCCGAGCCAGCGGCCCAGCCUCUGGUCGAAGCGGUGAACACACCAAAAAAAUAACACAAGUUAAAAUCAAGAAGAAGAAGCGGAAAAGGGACCUCGAAGAAUUGCAUCAAAACGUGCUCGAAGCCAAACGGGCUGCGCGUCGCGGAGGAGGGCAGCACAAAACGACAUGGGAGACAAAUUUCGCCAAGGUUUUGCGUAAUUUCGCGGACAAGAGAGACGACCACGUGGAAGAAAAUGAAGCUAAGGAUGCCAAGUCGAGGAAAAAAAAAUCGAAAAAAAUAUGCGACAGGCUUUUACCCGAACCGAUGCUCGGCAUGUACGAAAACGGAGCCAAAGGUAGAGAAAUUUGUAGAGUGGCUGGACGUCUGAACGGAAUGAGCGAUGCUCGUCUGCGGGGAAACGUGCUGGAGCUUCUAAAGGGUGACGAAACGAACCCCGAUGCCAGAAGGAGAAAUAAGGAGGGAAUGAGAAGCACGAAGGUGCAAGGAAAGCCGAUGAUUGGAGGUAAAGAUGAACCGACUGAGUUGCCACGUCAAAGGGACGAGGACAAGUGCAAAAGACGAUUGUUCGAGCCGGAUGACGAGGACGAACCCACCAAAAAUAGUUUUGAUGCUAUCGAUCGUGCCAUGAUAACGGACCACGAGAUACGGUUUUCACCGAGCAGAGCAAAAGACGUCGCUGAUUCGAAGGAACGAAAUAUUCUCGGGUAUGAUCGAGAAAAAAGAACAAUCCCACGGGACCCGGGCUCACAAAACGUUCGUGACGGAUCGAGGGCUCGCAGAGCAGUUAACAAAAAUCUCAUCGAUGAUCGCCUCUGGAGCUGGUCACCUGCAACUUCUUACGAGAGACUAUGCGCCAUGAUUUCUAUUGACAACUUCGAAAACUCGGAGUACAAUUGGCACACAGAUCCAAUUCCUAAAAUUCAAACUGCAAUAACCGAGAUAUUUUUGCGAAAUGUUCUGCGAGGUUCAAGAGACGCGUCGAAAGAACCUCGUGAGUCGAGCAGUACGACGGCUCUGGAAAAAUCCAUCAUAACGAGUAACGGUGAGGACGUGAUUUAUCAGGCUUGCACCCAAGACUCUGACAUGGAUCAAUGUUCCUCAACCAACAGUUCGACUACGAAAAUCGGUUCGUGGCAUCCGCUGGAUAAACAAGGAAGGACAACUGUAUUUGAGAAAAAGAAUGUGAAAGGAUUGAAAAGAACGAGAGGAAGUCAGAAGAUGGAGGAAGAUUCUUCAACGAAGGACAAAAAUGAAAGAAACGAUUUGUCCUCGAGCCCUGAUGUGGUGCAAAAAACGAUAAAUUCAGUGUCAGAAUUUUUGGAGCAAUUUCAUAAGCACAAUCCUGUAAGACGAAAGGAUAAAAACGGCUUUGAGACGGACAUCGAUAAGGGCAAAAGGACGAGUGGGAGUGGAGAAAAAUUACACGUUUGUUUGGACAGCCCACCUCGAGAUGUCCAAUCGAGUGAUACUUCGAAAUGCAUUCCACGAAGAAACACAACGAAACACGUACCAACGAUCCUACGAAGAUCGAGCGAACAUUGUGGCUCCGUGGAAUCGAUGGACCACGAGGAAAAUACUUGCGAAUUUUUUAUCCCAAAGCCUGCUGGACGAAGAAUCCUCAAGGAACACAUUGGCAACGACGAAAACUCGAUUUUCUCAAACCACAAUCCAUUCUCACCGUCGGAAAGAGUUAUUCGAUCGACCGGACACAUGACCAUUUCACCCUGUGCAGCCUCCGUACUCCGAGAACCGAAUUAUUAUCAUUAUCGUACGCCCGCACGAGAACGGAGCAAGGAACUCGCCGAGCAUCGACAGUUAGAUCGAGCGAACGACCAUAAAUCAAAGUUCAACUUUAUGCGCACAAAGUACAAUUCAAACCCGAGGCUAUCUUGGUCGGAAGAGCUCGAGGUCAAACCGUCCCAGGAGGAUGGCUACGAGGAGGGUUUAUCGGAUCGUAAGAUCGAAGGAACCAGUCGGGAUUUCAUGGAGGUGGUAAAUGUGAGGAGUAAUACUCACAGAAAUCGUACUCUGUGCGAGAAUCAGCAGGGAGUUAUGGAUUUCCAAAUGGAUCUCGCGGACCAGAGCGAAAGCGACGUAGCAGAGGAGGAAAUUGGUGGAAAACGAGUGGCCUUUUUCCGAGACUCUGAUCGCUUCUUCAACGCGAAUGAUCGGGACAAUGUGGAGGUAUUCGAAGCCGGCUUUCAGCAGAGAAAGAACCAUCAAAAUCCCGGAAUCAAAGCUCGUAAGACUCUUUCUAACUUUCCUCGUAGCGCCCACCAUGAUAGUCCGAGGAAGUCUAUGAGAUUUUCAUCCUUUGAGUUCCGACGUUCGGACACCGAGCGAGCCUCUCACAGGUUCAAUGAACCGAGCAACGAGCCUCAAGAGCAAAACCAUCCGGUUUUUCAUGACGGAAAUACUGCCGAGUCAUUUACGAGGGUAGAGAACGAAGAUUUUGCGAAUAAACCGGCUUCUCAAUUUUUUUUAGCGGAUAAACACGAAAGUGCCGCUUGGCGGUAUGCCGACACGCAGUCCUGGCUUUACAAGCAAGCGGUUCAAGGUCACGCGAGCUCUGAACCGUCAAAAAACCCGCAACGUCACUACGAAAAUCCACGUCCGAGUGACAGAUCGAGCAACGGGUUCGUGGCGGCGGGAGAGCCUCGAGGAAUUAUGAGAAAACCAGUCGUCCUCUUCCGACCGAUCGAAGAAGUUGGUCAAAAAUUCAUGCUCCAGAAUCGAAAUUCUCGCUACCGUCAUAAUCCUGACUCGAACGUCAUGAGAGCAGCUGUGAAAAAUCUCCGGGAGAUCGCCUUCGAGGAUAAAAGUAAAAAACACCCUCCACGGGAAUCGGACGAUGCAAAUUACGAGCGGAAACGGCGACGAGUCUCCCCAUCUCCUCGCGAUCAACAGUUGACCGUAAAUCCGUCGAAUCAGCUCUUCUACGAAAGUCUGUGCUCGUUCACGCAGCCUGCGAAGUUUCUCGCUUACGAGACAGUGGAAGGUAGCGAUCCUCGAAGAAUUCCAAUUUUUGAGAAUGACAUUCCCAACGUCCCCGCUGAUAACAAUAAACGUGGAGCUUCGGAGCUCCAGAUAAUUGAUGAAAGGUCAGAAAACUCCGGUGCUGGCCACCGCAGAUUUAUCGAAGUUGCUCGACCCGUCGAAGAGCAAGAAAAUCGUGACAAUCAACGAGUCGUACAACAAUUAGGAGGAGUCAUUUUGGCAGCGGAUCAAAAUUACUUGACAUCGUUGAACAACGACGAAAGCACGUUUUUGUCGAGUUCUGGGCUCGAACUUGGUCGAACGGAACGACAGCGUUCUCGACGAAUUGCCGUCAUGGUGCCUCUUCCAGCCUCCUCCCAUUAUCAUCCGACAUCGAAAUUGCUCCCAGCUACGGAAAUCGAUUCGAGGCCCUCCGCCGCUGCUCCGGACGAUCGCGAGCGAGCAUCUCGACCCGGACAAUUCAGGUUCGAGGUCGAAUCGUCCGCUCCACUUCCGGUUAAUGCAAAUAGGGAGCAAGACCAGUCGAGAUAUGAGAUGAACGUCGAAUUUGUUGGUGCGCCCGAGGCCACCGAUCUUCCCGAAAGAAUUCAACUGCCUGACGGACGAAUCGGAAUAUUGCUAGCCCACAAUCAUCGUCCCAUCGGUAAUUCCUCGCAACUUUAUCACUCGAAACAUACUCGAACCAUUAAUGACCCGUGCAGCCUCGGCGAACCGACGUUACACGCUGAAAACAGAUGCGUCUAUGGCUUCAAUGAAAACGACCCGAACGUUUAUUCUCAGCUAAAUUUUCAACGGAACGUGGGUUACGGCGCUAACGAGGCGUAUCAUCGUCCGACUCGUGCAAAUGGAGCUCCGGAUACUUUCACGGGCAUAUAAACGAGGACUGGAGAUACAGCUGGUAUCCCUGAUAAUGUUAAUUGUGUAGAUAUAUUGAGUUGUAAAAGCUUUUCGCGUUAAGCCGCACGAGCUGAAUAUCUGCUCGGCUCGAUCUGCCGGUGGCACAAUUUUUCGUGAAUCUACAAGAUUCUGUGAGGCGAUUGUCGAUUAUAAAAACGCGAGGGGGGGGGGGGGGCGGAUAACGUGGUCGAAUGAGUGGGAGGACGAGGGAAGGAAGGUUGGCGCUUGUUGCCUCGAUUAGAUUGAGCUUGCUGCGUUCAUUACAGCAGCGUUUAUUUUUGCAUUUCAUUCCAGUUUUUUUCCCAUAUAAAUACUCGUGUGUACGUUUGUGCGAGCGCGCCUUGCGAAUCUGUUUUUUUGCCUUUGUAUAUUUCGAGGCCGAUUUAGAAGCGGGAAAAGUGUCCGAUGCUCGUAGACAACGAGAAAUUUGAAAAUUUAUCGUUUUUAUUUGUCGUUUUGCCAUGAUAGAACAGACAAACGUGUGUCGGAGGAGCUGUUUUUUUUUUUUUUUUUUUGCGG